Molecule: messenger RNA, 2982 nt
Organism: Leguminivora glycinivorella
Lineage: Eukaryota; Metazoa; Arthropoda; Insecta; Lepidoptera; Tortricidae
Gene: CngB
Product: cyclic nucleotide-gated cation channel beta-3-like
Exons: 16
Coding region: 152-2269 (705 amino acids)
Biological process (GO): monoatomic cation transmembrane transport
Cellular component (GO): intracellular cyclic nucleotide activated cation channel complex; plasma membrane
Molecular function (GO): protein-containing complex binding; intracellularly cGMP-activated cation channel activity; cGMP binding
Source: RefSeq, a predicted model, not a curated record
AUUUUUAACUUGGCCCAGUCAGAAAUCGUCCACGGCAAUAAAAUUGACAAGUGAUAUGAUAUCGGCAAGUCUUUGAUUUCGUUCCUAUUUUACCGAGAAAUAAAAUGUACGACAAUUAGUUCUACAACAGUUUGUGUUGAUUUAGAUCAAGAUGGUGAUGGGGCUGCGAUUUCGACUUCAGCGGCACACAGUCCACCCAUCCGAGCCCACAAAGCCAGUCCAGAAUAAUGUGGGUCCACCCAAGCCAUACGGGUCGUGGUGUACUCCUGACGCUUCUCCAGCUCAUGCGCCGAUCACACACACAAAUUCUAACAACGAUACUAAGGCAGAGAUUCGGGAUUUGAACGCUCAGUGCAAAGGGAUUCUAUUGCCACCAAAGAAAGUCCGCCUGUUCCAAUCCAGCCCCGCACAUGAGUACAACAGUAACAACGUUAUUUAUGAAGACGACGAAACUGAACUGAAGGACUUCAAGAGUUCUGAAAUUAUUGGCCAGCCCAAAUGGAGUGUUCCAGAAAAGAAACCGCCACCAGUAGAAUCCCCGCAAAGUCCAGUGCCAUCCUCACCCUCUCGAGCCAAGAAGUGCAAGGGCUUCUUCAGGCUGCCCGACUGCUGCGAUCCAUUCGUCACUAUCGAUCCUCAAGGACGAUUAUACAUCACCUGGCUUCUCCUAGUAACAUUCUGCUACUGCUACAACUCCUGGUGCAUCAUCCUCCGAGCCACAUUCCCCUACCAGACCCCAGCGAACACCGUCCAAUGGAUGAUAGCGGACUAUUUCUGCGACGUGGUCUAUUUGCUGGACGUGGCGUUCAUCAAGCCUCGGCUCAUGUAUCUGCAUGAGGGGUUCUGGGUAGAUGACCCGGGGGAGACGAGGAGGAAUUAUAGGAAGAAGAUUCAAUACAAGUUCGACAUAGUCUCCCUUACUCCACUAGACUUCCUGUACUUCUACUUUGGGACGCACAUGGUCAUUUUGCGCUUUCCUCGACUGCUGAAACUGCAAACCUUCUGGGAGUUUAAUAUAGCUGUCGACAGAGUGCUGUCGUCACCUUAUGUAGUCCGCAUCGGCAAGACCCUGGUGUACAUAUUUUACCUGAUCCACCUGAACGCAUGCGCGUACUACUCCAUGAGUGCCUAUGAGGGUCUUGGCAUCAACAACUGGGUGUAUGACGGCCAGGGCAACGCUUAUAUUCGCUGCUUCUACUUCGCCACUAAAACUGCUACUUCUAUAGGGAAAAACCCAAAACCAGAGAACCCUGGAGAAUACAUGUUCAUGACCGUUGCUUGGCUCAUGGGCGUAUUUGUGUUCGCCCUGCUCAUUGGUCAGAUUCGAGACAUCAUUGCUACAGCUACUAGAGCCCGGACGGAUUACCGUAAGAGAGUGGAUGGGUGCACCCGAUACCUGCGCAAGCUGAACAUGCCUGCGUCUCUUCAACAGCGAGUGACGUGCUGGUUCAACUACACGUGGAACGAACAACGGUGCUUCGAUGAAUCAAACAUAUUGAACACGCUGCCACACAACAUGAAGCAGGAUGUUGCUCUAGAAGUGCACAUGUCCACUUUAAGCAAGGUGGAACUCUUCCGUGACUGCUCGGAUUCCCUCCUGCGUGACCUGGUUCUGAAGUUGCGACCCGUCUCCUUUUUGCCUGGUGACGUGAUCGUGCGUCGUGGAGAUGUCGGCCAUCAGAUGUAUAUUAUCAAGUCUGGACAGUGCUACGUGAUGUCGCCAGAUGAAAACGAAGUGCUGGCUACACUCGGCGAAGGUUGUGUUUUCGGAGAAAUCAGUUUGCUUGGCAUUGAUGGAAUGAGACGACGAACCGCUACAGUCAGGUCACGUGGCUACUCGAAUUUAUUCGCCCUGUCCCGCAACGAUCUAUACGGCGCAUUGCUCCACCACAAGGAAGCGGCGCUUGUGCUUAGAAGAAGAGCUGACCAGAUCAUACGCCAGAACGCUGCAAGGCACGCUCAACAGCGUAUGGCUGAGCGACAGGCAAGGAAGUCAGCCAGCAUUAACGAGGAGACCGGUCUAAGAAGGCGGCGGAACUCAAGCCUAUCUAAAAAGUCGAACGAGAGCGGUGGUGCGGGAGCUGGAUUAAUCGCGGUGGCAGAAGCGAGGAGGCUACGAGCGGCCAGUGCCCUGUCCAGAAGAAAACUCUCCGUUGUCUCGGAAAACAAGACGCUGAAUUACGAAGAAUCAUCUGAAAGUCGCGAGGACGAUACAACGGUAGUGGCUCGUCUGCGUCCCGUGCCGAAAAUUGUCUUCUCAUCGGAUUAAUAUAGUUCCAUGGGCAAGACUUUCAAGGAAGAAACAUUAAGCGAGGAUAUGACUGGCUUUAAGGAUUGAGAAUAUUUCUCAACCAAACAUAAACACUUUACGUGUUUAAAAGUGCGGUGGAGUUAUGUGGAACGAACUUGUCCUAUUAAUUCGACUUCUCCGUAAUUUAAUGAAGCAGUAUUGAAAUGUUUUAGAAUAACUGAUGAGUGUCAAAUUAUUCUACGUCUGUUAUACGGUAUCUAAAUUGUACUAAAAGUAAUGUUGUUUUAAAAGUAAUGUUUGUAAAUGCCCCACGUUGGGCGCCAAAUUCGUUAUUUUUUAAUAAAAACAUAACACCCAAUUUUUUUCUUUCUUGGUGUUACAAUGUAUUAAAAUUUAAAAUUUAAAAUAAAGUGGUAUUUGCUUUAAUAUGUGAGUUAAAAUUUAUACUCUAUGACGUUAAUAUUUAUCUUAGUUUAAGAAUAUCUAUUUAAAAGAGAACAGGUACGUAUGACGUAUGACGUAUAAUGUUAGUUCUAGUCAAGAGUAAAAUAAGCUUGACAUUUUGACGAUAAGUAUUUAUGUAUUUAUUAAGUAAUGUUAAUACUUGACUUUUGCGCAAAAAUUAAAGUUACUAAGUCUGGUUAAGGAAUAAAAUAAAUGUGAUUUCAAUUGGCUAAAUGCAUAUUUUUACUAAAUGUCUACGAUGAUCUAAUAAAGAGUGUCUAGCAGAA